AUGGCAGACAAAGAUCACGAUGCCAUAACCGCUCACAUCGAAAAGGCCCUGAACAGCACCGACGACGCUGCCGAGCGAGGCCGUCUCAUCCAAGAAGAGGAGCGCCAGCUGAGUCUCUGGGCUACAAUAAAACUACAUCCCCGUGCAGUGCUAGCCUGUAUCGUGGCAUUCACGGCCGGCAUGAUGUUCGGUUAUGAUCAGAUAUGCAACGGCUCUACUAUUGCGAUGCCUUCGUUCCUUUUGUACUUUGGCAAUACCGGGCCAUCUGGGCUAUAUCUCCCCUCUGUAUGGACCUCGCUGUGGACGUCGAUGACAUCCUUACUGCAGGCACUCGGGGCUAUCUCUGUGGGAAUGGUAUCUGAUAGAUUUGGUCGAAAGUGGCCUGGGGUUAUUGCUGGGAUUAUAUCGCUUGCCGGGACUGCUGUUAUCUAUUACGCGAAGAGCAGAGGGGCCUUACUGGCAGGGAAGAUGGUCUGCGGAUUGGCUCUCGGAGCCGGGAUGGCUAUUGGAACGACAUAUGCGUCGGAGGUUGCACCUCUGAAACUUCGCAGUCCUAUUCAAACGGUUCUCGUGCUCUUUAUUGUCUUCAUGCAGGGGCUGGCACUUGGGGUUGUGAGGAUCUUCGUCCCUAACAUGGAUGAACAGGCCUUCCGAAAUGUUUUCGCUAUACAGUGGGCUGUUGGGGGUAUCUUUGCGAUUGCCUGCUUUCUGGCCCCUGAGUCUCCGAUCUUUCUCAUAAAUGCCGGCCGCACAGACGAAGCAAAGAAAGUUAUGGAGAAGCUCUACGGCUCCAGAUUCAGCAUCGAUGACCGACUUGCAUACCUAGUCAAGACAAUCUCCGAAGAACAGGAACAGCAGAGAGUCUCUGCAGGCUCGUACCUGGACUGCUUCAAAGGGACCAACCUCAAGCGAACCCUCACCGUGAUGUUCCUCUACAGCACCGCGAACCUCGGUGGUGCUGCCUUUCUCUCGCAGUCAAUUUACUUUCUCCUUACGCUUGGACUGCCCGCUGUGCACGUAUUCGAUAUCUCCAUCGGAGGCUUUGCGCUGGCUAUUAUCAUUAUCAUUUUGACCGGUGUCGUAGGCAAGUUCCUAAGUAGACGGACUAUGCUCCUCGCUGGGUGUCUGAUAAACCUCGUCUUCCUCCUCGUUAUUGGCUGUCUCUACUACGCUCCGGGCAUGGACCCAGCCUGGGCCGUAGCAGUCUUAAUGAACAUCCUCAUCUCAUUCCAAACCAGCCUAAUGCAAGCCGUCGGCUGGCCCAUCGCGGCCGAAAUCUCCAGCUACCGACUCCGCAUCAAGUCGCUGUCCAUCGGCGUGUUCGCGCAGACGCUCUCGACCUGGGUGAUGACCUUUACAGUGCCGUACAUGUACAACGUGGACUCGGGGAACCUGGGCGCGCGCACCGCGUUCCCGUUUGCUGGGAUUACGGUACUGCUGGUGCUCGGGGCUUACUUGCUUGUUCCCGAUACGACGGGCUUGACGACGGAGGAGAUUGAUCGGUUGUAUGAGGAUAAGGUUUCUGUGAGGAGAUUUGGGGGGUAUGUGCGGGGGUAG
This is a messenger RNA of Aspergillus versicolor CBS 583.65, 1557 nucleotides long. It is a transcript of the gene fmqE, whose product is annotated as MFS-type transporter fmqE. The transcript is spliced from 5 exons. Gene Ontology annotation, cellular component: membrane. Gene Ontology annotation, biological process: transmembrane transport; carbohydrate transport. The record is from RefSeq and is a predicted model, not a curated record. The coding region runs from base 1 to 1557 and encodes 518 amino acids. Lineage: Eukaryota; Fungi; Ascomycota; Eurotiomycetes; Eurotiales; Aspergillaceae. Gene Ontology annotation, molecular function: carbohydrate:proton symporter activity.